Messenger RNA from Raphanus sativus (radish), 642 nucleotides. RefSeq lists its product as uncharacterized. The transcript has 4 exons. The record is from RefSeq and is a predicted model, not a curated record. Lineage: Eukaryota; Viridiplantae; Streptophyta; Magnoliopsida; Brassicales; Brassicaceae. Bases 1 to 642 code for a protein of 213 amino acids.
AUGAGUGAUCUCGGGAGGUUGAGCUACUAUCUAGGGCUCGAAGUGUUGCAGCAUGAUGGUGGUAUAACACUGAACCAAAAGCGGUACGCCUUGAAAGUAUUAGAAGAAGUAGGCAUGAAGGAUUGCAAUCCCUUGCACAUAUCAAUGGACUCCGGACUGAAGCUUGAGAAAUCUGAGGGGGAAAAGGACAUUGACGCUACAGGGCGUUUUGAGUCGAUAUAUUCAGAACCCAAAGGAGUCACAUGGGAACGCAAUGAAACAAUGCUUAAGAAGCAAGAUACAGUGGCCCUCUCAUCGUGUGAAGCUGAAUUCAUGGUAGGAACUGAAGCAGUAAGACAAGCCAUGUGGCUUCAAGACUUACUGUACGAGGUCAUUGGCAUUUUGUUCGCGAAGACAGUUAUUAGGAUAGACAACCGAUCAGUGAUUGCCCUUAUGAAGAACCCGGUAUUUCAUGGUCACAGUCUCUUGGAGGCCGAGCACGUACCAGACACUGAACAGAAAGCAAACAUUCUAACAAAGGCUCUUGCAUGGAUAAAAUACAAGGAGAUGCGUGAACUGAUUGGUGUCCACGAUGUAGAUAAAAGAAACUUCAAGUUUAAGAAGGAGAUUGUUAAAGUAAGCUUGAGUGAGAAGUUAUUAUAA